Molecule: messenger RNA, 2595 nt
Organism: Sarcophilus harrisii (Tasmanian devil)
Lineage: Eukaryota; Metazoa; Chordata; Mammalia; Dasyuromorphia; Dasyuridae
Product: relaxin-3 receptor 1-like
Exons: 1
Coding region: 127-1380 (417 amino acids)
Biological process (GO): G protein-coupled receptor signaling pathway; immune response
Cellular component (GO): membrane
Molecular function (GO): G protein-coupled receptor activity
Source: RefSeq, a predicted model, not a curated record
GUUCUCCCAGGACACCGCGUCCUUACUUACCGUGGUGUGACUGACGCGCGGGAGUAGUGCCGGCUUAGGGAGAGACCCGGCUGUGUCCUGCCUUGGGCUCCAUCGCUCCAACUCCAGCCUGGGACAAUGUACGCAGAAGGGGACGCGCGCGGUCCCGGAGCCGUCGGGGCAGUGCCCUCCUGUGGCGGCUUGGAAGGGGCCGAGUCGCAGCGACCAGUAAAUGCCUGUGCGGGAGCCCCGGGCAACGGGUCCCAGUCGGAGCCUCCGGACCGCGGCUCGGGGAGUCUGGACACCAUGGAGGUGCCGGCUGGGGCGGCGCUGGCAUUGCGGCUGCUGAUCGCCGCGGUGUACCUGACGGUGUGCGCGGUCGGCCUGGUGGGCAACGUGCUGGUGAUGGUGCUGGUCCGCGCUCGCCAAAGACGCCGGCCCUCGGCCUUGAACUGCUUCGUCCUCAACCUGGCGGCCACGGACUUCCAGUUCGUGCUGACCCUGCCCUUCUGGGCGGUGGACACGGCCCGGGACUUCAGCUGGCCCUUCGGGAGCGCCAUGUGCAAGAUUGUGCUGUCGAUGACGGUGCUCAACAUGUACGCCAGCGCCUUCUUCCUCAGCGCCAUGAGCAUCGCGCGCUACUUCACGGUGGCGGGGGCCUUGCGCCGCUACAGCCCCGACGGCCGAGACGCCGCCUGCUGCGGGGCGGCCACCCCGGUCUGGGUGUGUGGCCUGCUUUGGGUCGCCGCCUCCCUGGCCACGAUGCCCACCGCGCUCUUCUCCACGGUGGCCAGCGUGGCGGGCGAGCGGCUCUGUCUGCUCCGCUUCCCCGACGGCAGCUGGGACUGGCUGGCUCUCUACCACGUGCAGAAGAUAACCGUGGCCUUCCUGCUGCCCCUGGCCACCUUGUCCGCCUGCUACCUGCUGCUGGUGCGCUUCCUGCGCCGGCGACCGCGGCCUUGGCUCCGGGGGCCCUCCGGCCCGUCGGGGCCCCCCCCUACCCCCCGGAGGCCCUCGCGAGUGACCCGCUCCGUGACCGUGGUGGUGCUCGCCUUCUUCCUGUGCUGGCUGCCCAAUCACGCCAUCACGCUCUGGGGGGUGCUGGUUAAGUUCAACGCUGUUCCCUGGGACCGGGCCUACUACCUGGUGCACAGCUACCUGUUCCCGGUGACCAUUUGUCUGGCGCACGCCAACAGCUGCCUCAACCCGCUGCUCUACUGCCUGCUGCGCCCGGAGUUUCGGCAGCUGCUGUGGGAGCUGUGCUGCCGCCGCUGCGGUCCCUCGUCCUCCCGCCCAGCCAAGGGCGGGCCCGCGAGUGCUGCGACUGGACCGGCCCAGAGGCGCUGGAGGAGCUCGAGCUGCAGCGAGCCGCCCCCGGGGGGCCGAGUCUGAGUCGGGGAAACCCCGCGGCCGCCUUGGCCGGGACCAGAAGGGAGGAAAGGACCGACAGAUGCUGAGCUCCGGGGAUCAGGACCAAGGAGAGUGGGCAGUGGCUUCCCUGGGGGAAAGUUAGAGCCGGAUCAAGAAAUAGAGCUGAGGUAGCCCAACCCUUUCACUCUGCAGAAAAGCAAAUAGUGACUGGAUGGAAGAAAGGCACUUAAGGACUCACCUUCUAGUAAGUGGCGGAGGCAGGACCUAAAUCCCAGCCUUCUAAGGCCAGGUUCUGCACUCCUUUCCUUCCCCUGCUUCCCUCCACUCCGGGCUGGAGUGGCAGUGUGUGCCUGAGCUAUGUGGAGAUGUCAGCCCUGGAUUGGGCGAAGGGGCAGGGGCUGUGAAGAGAUGGUCUGGACAAUGACGUUUUAUUGACGUGGGGGCACUUCAGAACCCAGGGUCCCAGGGCUCGGUUCACUCAUGACCUACAGUUAUGUCAUCCAGAGGUACAAGGGAGGACGUGCUUAUUCUCUUUUGAAUCGAUUAAGAUUUUUUUCUACUCUGGAAAAUCCCUGCUUUGUUUUUGUGUGGAUCUGGCUGGGAAGUGGAGGCGAGAGCUCAGGGGUUGUAUCCAUUAACUAAGCAUAUUGAUUGCAGGAAAACUUCAAGCAUGAAAAACCUGCCUGAGGGGGAAGGGGGAGGCAAUUUUGAGCCUCAGAUGGGUUCCAAAAUAUUCUGACUGCAUCACCUUAUACGUACAUGACAGAAAGAAAACAACAACAACAACUGCUUCUGAAACCAAAAGGGUAUAAAUGGAAUCACCAUUACCUCUCAUGCUCAUCUCCAGACUGGACAUUUCUUCUUGGUACUAUCAUAUCCUCGAUUUCCUUCUGUGUAUUUUAAAUGGAACCAUUGGAUUGAGGCUCUAGGGCCAAGGACUUCCCCCAGUAGGAAAUGAAGCAUUUGGAACAGUUACAGUAUUCUUUUGAAUCUCUGAAGCAGUAUUUUGCUGGAAAUGGAAUGGCUUUUAAAGGUAUAGCUGUAAAUUGGCUCCUUGUGGUCAAAUCAGAUUAAACAGGCCAUGUAUUUAUUCAACAUUUCCUUCCAGUUUAAUAUUUUAAACUGUAUGCUAUCACUUAAGCUCAUUGUGAUGCAUCUAACAUUACAAAAUACUCCCUAAAUCCCAGAGACUCCUUCCCCCACCCCUUUGUUAUGGCUGUUCAGCCCUGUCUGACU